GCCGCCUGGUGGAGACUUUGGGUCUGGCGGGUUGCGGCCCUGUGCGUUGCGGCCCUGUGCGGUGCGAUGCGGGUGUGUGCGGGACCGGCGUGCCUGGUGUGGCUGGGGCUGGCGGGGGCCUUCCUUCUGGCCCUGGGGUUGGCCGGGAGCGGCCUGCCGUCCCCCGCCGCCUUCCACCACCUCCUCCGCUACGGCAAAACCUACAGCGGCCCCCCCAGGAGCCCUCGCACUCACGUCCCCAAGAGAUGGUUUUCCCACUUCUACAUCGUGUCGGUGCUGUGGAAUGGCUUCCUGCUCCUGUGCCUUGCCCGGGCCCUGUUCCUGGCACGCCCACUCCCGGCCUGGCUCCACCAUCUGCUCGGGGCCCUCGGGGAGGGCCGGGGCCAAGGGGAUGAGCUGCACCUGUCGGGGUUCCUGGUCCUGGCGUGUCUGUGGCUGCACAGCUGCCGGCGUCUGUUCGAGUGUCUCCGCGUCAGCGUGUUCUCCCAGGGCCUGAUGCACGUGGUGCAUUACGCCUUCGGCCUCGUCUACUACGUGAUCGUGGGCCUGACGGUGCUCUGCCAGGUGCCCCCCGCAGACGUCAACGGGAAGGGGCUGCUGAUGCAAGCCCGCUGGUACCACGUGCUCGGCCUGAUGAUGUACGUCUGGUCAUCCGUCCACCAGCACCGGUGCCACGUCAUCCUCGCCGACCUCAGGAAGAACCCUUCCGGCAAGGUGAUCCACCUGAGCUACCGCAUCCCGUGCGGAGACUGGUUCGAGUGGGUGUCCUGCCCCCACUACCUGGCGGAGCUGCUCAUCUACGGCUCCUGGGCCGUCACCCUGGGCUUCUGCAACCUCACCUGGUGGCUGCUGGUUCUCUACGUGCUGUUCAACCAGGCCCUGGCCGCCAUGCUGACCCACGACUUCUACCUCAGCAGGUUCCACUCCUACCCGAAGGAGCGCCGGGCCUUCCUCCCCUUCAUCUUCUGAGUCACCCCCGCCGGGACGGCCCGGUGGAGCGGCUGCCGGCGAAGGAGAGAAGCCGGGAACCCCCGCCGCCUCCCAGAGACGGGCCGGUCAGUC
Messenger RNA from Ornithorhynchus anatinus (platypus), 1062 nucleotides. It is a transcript of the gene SRD5A3, whose product is annotated as steroid 5 alpha-reductase 3. The coding region runs from base 67 to 969 and encodes 300 amino acids. Gene Ontology annotation, biological process: dolichol-linked oligosaccharide biosynthetic process; polyprenol catabolic process. Gene Ontology annotation, cellular component: endoplasmic reticulum. The record is from RefSeq and is a predicted model, not a curated record. NCBI's taxonomy places the organism in Eukaryota, Metazoa, Chordata, Mammalia, Monotremata, Ornithorhynchidae. The transcript is spliced from 5 exons. Gene Ontology annotation, molecular function: 3-oxo-5-alpha-steroid 4-dehydrogenase activity.